Drosophila biarmipes is the source of this 2532-nucleotide messenger RNA. Its product is annotated as putative inorganic phosphate cotransporter. Gene Ontology annotation, cellular component: plasma membrane. Gene Ontology annotation, molecular function: transmembrane transporter activity. The record is from RefSeq and is a predicted model, not a curated record. The transcript has 3 exons. Gene Ontology annotation, biological process: monoatomic anion transport; transmembrane transport. Lineage: Eukaryota; Metazoa; Arthropoda; Insecta; Diptera; Drosophilidae. Bases 80 to 1570 code for a protein of 496 amino acids.
UAGCAGUGCAGACCUCGGGUUAGCUGACUGACUAAAGUGUUCCUGGUGGACUAGCUUCCUGGUUUAACAUCGCGAGAUCAUGACCCACAAGCCAUCGAAGGGCCCUCGCCUGGGCGUGCGGCACCUGCAGUCGUUUCUGCUCUUCCUGGGCCUGACCGUGAUGCACAUUGCCCGCCUGAAUGUCAGUGUGGCCAUUGUGGCCAUGACCAAUGCGGCCACCACGAAUCCCAACUUUCCGGAAUACGAGUGGACGGAGAAGCAGAAGUCGUACAUCCUCUCCAGCUUCUACUGGGGCUACAUCCUGACCCUCUGUCCCGGCAGCUUCCUGUGCCGACGCUACGGCGCCAAAGUGGUCCUCUUUGUGGCCAGCUGUGGCACUGCCGUGCUCAGCCUGAUGACCCCGUGGUGCAUCACCUGGGGCGGAUGGCAGGUGUUCUGCGCCAUUCGCAUCCUGCAGGGCCUGUUCCAGGGUGUGAUCUUCCCCUGCGUGACGGAACACCUGGCCAUGUGGUCGCCGCCGGAGGAGCGGAACCGCCUGGGCGCCUUCAGCUACACGGGCACGGAUUGCGGCACUGUGCUGGCCAUGUUCAUCAGUGGCAUGAUUGCCAAGGGCGCCAUGGGCUGGCCGGGCAUAUCCUAUGUGUCCGGCUCCCUGUGCGCCGCCUGGUGCUUCCUCUGGCUGAUCUUCGCCUCCAACAACGCCACCGAAUCCCGGUUCGUUGGCGAGGCCGAGUGCAAGUACAUUGAGUCCUCGCUGGAGCACAACGAGGACUUCCACGAGCGCACGAUUCCCAUUCCCUGGAAGGCCAUUUGGACCUCGGUGCCCUUCCUCGCCCUGCUGGUGACCCGCUGUGCAGAGACCUACGGCCUGAGCACGCUGCAGGCGGAGAUACCCUCCUACAUGAACGGUGUCCUUAACAUGGAGAUCCAGAGCAACGCGGUCUUCUCAUCGCUACCAUUUCUGGCCAUGUGGCUGCUGUCCUACGUCUAUCUGGUGGCCGCCGAUGUGCUGCUGAAGAAGAAAAUCCUGUCGCUGACCUCGGUGAGGAAGCUGUUCAACACGCUCUCCUUCUGGAUCCCAGCCGCCUCCCUCAUCGGCAUUGGCUUCCUCAGCGAGGAGAACAAGAACCUGGCCAUCGUACUGAUGACCGUGUCGGUGGGCGUGAACAGUGGAGCCACCAUCGGCAGUUCCCUGAAUUCCAUCGAUCUGUCACCCAAUCAUGCUGGCAUACUGAUUGGCCUGAGCAAUACGGUGGCGAACGUUAUUCCCAUCCUCACACCACUGAUUGCCGGAGAGAUCGUGGCCGAUAAGCACAAUCGCGGGCAAUGGCAGAUCGUCUUCGGACUGGCGGCUGUCAUUUUCUUUGUGGGCAACGUGGUCUUCGUCAUUUGGGGCACGGCCAAGGCGCAGCCCUGGGACGCAGACGACUUCCUCAAGCCCAAGGAUGCGGAGUCGGCCUGCGAGAAGACGAAAACCACUCCCGCCGAAGAGGUCGCCCCGCCCAUCGAUCCCGUGCUGGAGCAGCAAAUCAGUUGGCCCGAGAGGUACACGGCCAAAGCCACCGAUUGAUUUGUGGCGGAAGUGCCUGCCCCGGCCCUCCUGCCCCGCGCGCAGAACAGAACAAUUGCUUUUGUUAAUCAGUAUUAACCAUAAGUAGGCUGUAAUUUAUAUUUAUUCUAUUUAUAAGGCGUGACCGUAGCGCGAGGCUUAAGUAAAUUAUUUUCAAUUGAAUCGCUUUGUUGUUACCAAUCGCUAGUGAUUUCGGCACUCGAAUCGAGGAAGAGCCCGAUCGGCCAGCGCAAUCUAAUCUGUUAAUUUAUCUUAUAAAUGUAUAUAAGUGCCCAUAUUUAUAUUGGAUUGCGGCUCAUGCGGCCAAUUGUCAAUCGCCACAGCCGAAGUGAAGUGCUUUGCACCGCCCCUCUGGCGAUGGGUUCAGAAACAUUUGCCACAGCUGCUUGUGAAUAUAGUAUAUGAUAUAUUGUGAUACUUAGAAAUAAACUGUUGACUUCUUUCUCCGCUCUGUGUACUUUGCUCUAUUUGAACUACAUAGCUGUUGGUGGCUGGCACAAAGGCACCUGUUGAAUGGCAUCUGUGGAGUGAACAGGUUGUUUGCUUUGCAUUUGUUCCGCACCCUUUGAAGGGGCCCUCUGUUUGCUUAUGGUUGAGGAAGGUACUUCUUCGGCAGAUUUAUGGGCCUUUAUGAUGUUUAACUACUUGUGAACCCGUCAGUUUACAAGUGUUGGAGGGGAGGUAAAUCUCAGUUGGUUGAUAGCUGACAAACUAUGCACUUUAGAAGUAGCACUUUUUGAACUGAGCACUGUGGGUAAUUAAGGACCGUGGAAUCCCGUCUGAGACCGGCCUACCUUUAGGUUGAGUAAGGUCUUGUUCCUUAUCAUAUCAGCUGCUAAUUCAGCAGUAAUUAUCGCCUAACGAUCGCCUGGUCAUUUGAUAAAAAGCAGUCUAGUGCCCGGAACCUAAGCGAUUGUAAUUAGCUCCGGCGAUUGAUAUGAAGUGCCAGGCUGACUGCCGGC